GCAGGCGGUGGUUGUUCUGCGCAGGGCUCUGGCUCUGCCCGCUCGGGUCUCAGAUUCUAGGUCAGCUGGGAGAGGAGCCAAAGCCAGGGACACUGCACUGGCUGGAACUGAAUCUGCCGUGGCUGUGUAGAGCCAUUUCUUGCAACUGGCUCCAAGCUGAUCAGAGUCCAGCACCCACCGCUGCCUCCCUGAGAAGAGAGAUGGGGAACUGGGCGGAAGCAGAUCCCCCUGGACAGCCUCUUAACAACACCAUAGACUUGGAGAGUGGAGGAGAACCAGGUCAUCCAGCUAAUUCCAGCUCCAGGAAACCUGCAGUUUGGGAUCGUCCAGCUGCCCUCAGAGCCAUAAUCGUGGUUACAAUGGUCGUCAUCAUCGCUCUAGUAGCAGCUUUGAUAGUGGUAACCUCUAGGCCGUCUCCUCCAUGCCCCCCUGCUGCCCCCUGGUGCCCGGAUGGCUGGAUCCGGAUCCAAGGGAAAUGUUACUAUUUUUCUAAGGCCGAAGGGAACUGGACCUACAGCCAGAGCUUCUGCUCGUCACACGCUGCCUCCCUGGCCGGGAUUGAGAGUCCGCAGGAGCUGGAUUCUCUGCUGCCAUAUGAAGGCAGACUGGACCACUGGAUCGGCCUCUGGAAGGACACAGGCCAGGUCUGGAAGUGGGUCAACGGGACCGAGUUUGACCAUCGGUUUGAACUGCACGGAGGAGCAGACUGCGCGUACCUGGACGAAGACCGCACAGUCACCACGUCAAGCUGCAGCACACCAAGAAAAUGGAUCUGCAGUAAACCUGAUACCCCUGCGAAGGGAGAGGAGGGAGCAGUGGGAGGGGAUUCGUGAGCUCAGUGGAAUUGGAGACCAGCUGUGACAAAGCCUUGUGCUAGUCCCCUCCAUGCUGCAGCCUGGUUCCUUGUUUCAAUCUGUCUCCAGGGUUUUGUUGGGUCCUAAUUGUCAGUUAUCUUAAUGCUGUGGUUUUUUGACCCUUCUCUCGGGGAGACUGUCACAGUAACUGGAUCUCUAUCCCAUCUCCAUCAGGUCAGGGCUUGAGUCUCCAGCCACCCCCUAUCUCUGGGCAGAGACCUCGUCCCACUCCCUGACUGGGGCACGUAAAGCUGCACAGCUCCCUUCCAUACACUGCGAUAUCCCCAGCAAGCCAGUCUGGCUAAAAGCCAGCGCCUGCACUUUGCUUCCACUCUGAGCACAAUGCCCAGCACGUUCCAGCUGUUACAAGCUAGAACACGGCCCUUUCUCAGCUGAUACAUUUAUUCUAGGGCAAAAGCAUUAUGGAGAAAAUGUAUAAAAAUCACUAAAAGUUCCUACACACUAAACACAACAGAAAUCAUCCCUCUCCCAGAGGGAGUCUAGCAGCAAGUGACACUUCCAGGCCCUCCCUGUGGGGCUGGAGUCUCUUUCUCCCUCUCCACCGACAGCAGGUCCUGUCUAUUUGAGUUAAAAUGAAGGUCGUGAUUCUGUUUAAACUCAGCCUUUGUGUGUCCUAAGUUCUGUCUCCGUCUCUGGAAAACCCCCUGUGAGCCAGUGUGUGGGAACCAAACGUUCCAGGGUGUGAUCCCAGCCAGGGAGAGGCUGGGUCACCGCUUGCCUGCAGCCUGGGGUGCCUCACAGUCCUGUGCAGAAGCUCCCAACCUGGGCCAAACAGCCUGCAGGUCACACCCUGAGUGGUUGUGCCUGGCCACAGCCCUGGUCCAGCAGCCUGUCACCUGUGCCACACUGGGUCCACCAGCCUUGGUCACUACUUGCAGGGUGACCCCAACACGCUCCCAGUCCUGGACUUCCCCCAAAACAUGUUCUGCAGUGUCCAGCCCUGUUCUGGCCAAUCCAGAUCUACUUGGUCCGUUGCCCUUCUAAGGGCAUCAACAUACACAGUCUGCUACCUUAGAUAGUUACCCAAACAAGUCACAGCACUGGGUUACUUGUAAUUAGACUAAAACAAGUUUAUUUACUUACAAAAAGCUUUUCACUGAGUACAAGUAAUGAGGCGUUAAAGUCAGGGAUGGUCACAAGAACAAUAAAGAUAAAGCACUUUCUAAACUUAACAAACUAGACUUGGUUCAAGGUGACGUCCCUCACCGCAGGUUCACAGUAACGGUGCUGAGCAAUCUCGCAGGCUCCCAAAGUCCAAUGGCUCUUUUGCCCUCUUAGGUGAAAAGAGGGAGAGAGAAUUUGGGGUAUUUUUGCCCCUCACUUUUAUAGUCCAGUCCCCCUUUGAGAUGCAGUUUCCUGAAGGGCCCCCCCCCCCCCCCCCAAAAGCAAAGUUUAUUCAAACAGUAAAGAAGGUGACAUGAUGUCUGGUGGUGAAAAGUUCUGUGCUGUUUCUUCUCUCCUGUUUCCUGAAAUGCAGAUUUUCCUUGUCGCCUGUCUUCCCUCUCUCGCUGUCUGAGGACCCUGUUUACAAUGUACAUGUAAACUGAGGGAAACACACAUUCCUUUGUUUAAGAUCUGCUUGACCCGUGCUGCCUAAUCAGGGUUAUAUGCGUUAGAACGUGUGCCACCAAUAUCACUUAGGGGGAAUUCAUAAAUUUACAUAGAAUGUUGCUAAAUCCAUUUCCCCAUGAUACUAUUGAACAGCAAGUUGUUAUAUUUCAAAUGAUGCCUUUGUUGGUGGCAUUAAGCAUAACCCUAGGUAACUCAGGAGGGUGGAAAACCAGAGUGUCAAUGAAGCCUUCCUGUACCAGGCCUGAAUGAACCAAAGUUAUUCCAUGCUUGCCCAAAGCUCUUCCAUGUUUGAACUCUAAUCGACCUAAUAGGCCAGCAAUAGAGAAUGGAAUGUGUAGCAACUAGUUAUCAGUGCAACACCGGUACCAGAAGAUAAUAAUGAGGCCUGCUAUAAUGAGGCCUGCUUGCUCCUGGCUAAGGGGCAAGAUAACAGAUCAAAGAAAGUAAGACAAGAUAACGGUUCAAAGAAGAGUUACUAAUGAGCUAGAUUGGUUGCCGCCAAGUAUGACUUAACUGCUUAAUGUAAUUGCUGUUGCAUGGUGUAUCUGCUACAGGGGAAUGGAAGGGAGGGGGAGUAGGGGGACUAGGGGGGUGA
Molecule: messenger RNA, 3042 nt
Organism: Mauremys mutica (yellowpond turtle)
Lineage: Eukaryota; Metazoa; Chordata; Testudines; Geoemydidae
Product: C-type lectin domain family 2 member D-like
Exons: 6
Coding region: 201-833 (210 amino acids)
Source: RefSeq, a predicted model, not a curated record